CCGCCCUCACCCACCACUUCUACGCCCACUGCCCACCCCUCAAAAAUGAACGCGGCUCCGCGCCCCUCGAAUGCGCUGGCCAUCCGCACAGACGCGGAUGGCAGAACGAAAUACGAUGAGAUUGCGCGGAGAGGGCACUCUGCAUCCAGGAUCGUCCAGGCCAGCUUCAAGGACCUGAUUCCCUUGAGGCAGAGAGCGGAUACGGGAGAGUUGGAUCUGGCGAGGCCAACGCAGGAGGAGGUGGAGAAGACGAAGGAAAGAACAGCACAAGCAUUGGCCUUGCUGGUGCAGGGACAGACGGCGGCGCAGAACCCCAAGAACGUCAGGGGAAGGUCCAAGGACGAGCCGACCUUCGUCCGCUACACGCCCACCGCGCAGAUGGGCGAAGCCCAAGGAAAGACGCGCAUCUUCAAGAUCCAGCAACGCCAGCUCGACCCCAUGGAACCGCCCAAAUUCAAGCACAAGAAGAUCCCUCGCGGACCCCCUUCCCCCCCGCCCCCGGUCCUGCACUCGCCUCCCCGCAAACUCACGGCCGAAGACCAGGAGAUGUGGAAGAUCCCGCCGCCCAUCUCCAACUGGAAGAAUCCAAAGGGCUACACGGUCCCGCUGGACAAGCGUCUCGCGGCCGACGGCCGUGGUCUCCAGGACAUCACCAUCAACGACAAGUUUGCGCAGUUCAGCGAGGCGCUCUUCGCCGCCGACCGACAUGCGCGCGAGGAAGUGAAACAACGAGCCAUCAUGCAGCAACGCCUUGCCGAAAAGGAGAAGCUGCAGAAGGAGGAACAUCUCCGGCAACUCGCACAGCAAGCGCGCGAAGAGCGGGCCCAAGCUUCCGCACGCCGCCGUCGCCGCUCCUCUGCCAGGGCCUCAGUCUCCGGCUCCAGCAGCGAGGACGAGGAGGAAGACGAAGAAGAAGCCGCCGCCCGUCGCAGAGAGGAAGCUCGACGGGAGCGCCGCGCGGAGUUCCAGCGAGAACUGCGCCAGUCGCGCAUGGGCACCGAACGCCGCAUCCAGAUGCUCGCGCGCGAGCAGAACCGCGACAUCUCGGAGAAGGUGGCCCUGGGGUUGGCCAAGCCGACGCAGAGCGGUGAGUCCAUGUACGAUUCGAGAUUGUUCAACCAGAGUAGUGGGUUCGAUGCCGGGUUCAACGAGGAUCAGCACUACGACAAGCCUCUCUUCGCGGCGCAGGAUGCCAUUUCCUCCAUCUACCGACCGUCCGUUGCGCACGACGAGGAGGAGGAGGAUGAAGACGCUACGCUCGAUCGUAUCAACAAGUCGAGCAAGUUCGAGGUUUUGGGCAGAGUGAAGGAGGGCAGGGGUUUCAAGGGGGCGGAUGUGGCGGAAAGAAGGGAAGGGCCGGUGCAGUUUGAGAAGGACACGGAGGAUCCGUUUCAGAUUGAGAAGAUGAUCAGUGAGGUCAAGGGGGAGGUGGGAGGGAAGAGGUAUGGGUUGCAGGAGGGGGAAGGGAGGGAGAGGAAAAGGGCGAGAGUGGACGAGGAUAGUGAUUAGCCGGUUGUGCUUGAGCGGGCUCAUUUGCUUCCAUGAAUGAAAGGGCGUGAGGCGUUUGGGAUAUGGAAUGAAUUCGGCUUGUUCAGAGAUGGUUCAGCGAGGACCUGCAAAUCAUUUCUUCUACAACGGAUGGAAAUUCAAAUCGGCGGGACGGAAAAUAUAUCUAGUUCAAUACCCGGCACCCAUGCUUGGUAAGAGGGAUA
Molecule: messenger RNA, 1712 nt
Organism: Westerdykella ornata
Lineage: Eukaryota; Fungi; Ascomycota; Dothideomycetes; Pleosporales; Sporormiaceae
Exons: 1
Coding region: 46-1509 (487 amino acids)
Biological process (GO): mRNA splicing, via spliceosome
Cellular component (GO): spliceosomal complex
Source: RefSeq, a predicted model, not a curated record